Stylophora pistillata is the source of this 1299-nucleotide messenger RNA. RefSeq names its product mitochondrial chaperone BCS1. Gene Ontology annotation, molecular function: ATP hydrolysis activity; ATP binding. Lineage: Eukaryota; Metazoa; Cnidaria; Anthozoa; Scleractinia; Pocilloporidae. The record is from RefSeq and is a predicted model, not a curated record.
GAAUGACUUUCUCCGAGAUGAUUGCUUCUUUAGGAAGCAAUCAGUUGUUUUCAGCAGGAUUUGGAUUAGUUGGUGUUGGUGCAGGGCUUGCAGUGUUACGAAAAGGAGGUCAGUUUGCCUUCACUGCCUUCCGACGAUACGCAGUAAUUACUCUUGAAGUUCCCAGCAAAGACAAGAGUUAUCACUGGGUUCUACAGUGGAUCGCCGCUCAGGGUCAACGAGCCCAACAUCUCAGUGUAGAGACAACUUUUCAACAACAUGAAACAGGGAAAAUAAACACGCGAUUUGACUUCUCGCCCUGUCCUGGGGUUCAUUUCUUCAAGUACAAAAACAGCUUCAUUCGUGUUGAUCGAUCACGAGAGAAGAUGGUCGAUCUAACCACGGGGGCGCCUUGGGAGACUGUAACACUCACAUCUCUUGCGACGAACAAACAGUUGUUCUUCGAUAUCUUGAGCGAGGCGAGGCAAAUGGCACUAGAAAAACAAGAAGGAAAAACUGUCAUGUACACAGCAAUGGGCGCCGAUUGGAGACAGUUUGGUUUUCCAAGGAGAAAGAGGCCGCUGGACUCGGUGAUUUUGGACGAUGGUGUCUCUGAGAAAAUUUUGGCUGAUGUUAAAGAAUUUAUUGCAUCUGCCAAGUGGUACAUAGACAGAGGAAUUCCAUACAGAAGAGGUUAUUUAUUGUAUGGACCUCCUGGAUGUGGGAAAAGUAGCUUCAUACAAGCACUAGCAGGAGCUCUGGACUACAGCAUAUGUGUCAUGAACUUAAGUGAUCGCAGUCUGUCAGAUGACCGCCUUAACCACUUAAUGAGUGUAGCACCCCAGCAAAGCAUAAUUCUGUUAGAAGACAUUGAUGCUGCCUUUGUUAAGAGAACCGAUGAGAAGGAGGAAGGGAGAGCAAGUGGCUACAUGAACAGGGUGACAUUUAGUGGUCUUCUGAACACCUUAGACGGAGUGGCAUCAGCUGAAGAACGCAUCGUUUUCAUGACUACGAAUCACUUAGACAGGCUCGACCCAGCCCUUAUACGGCCAGGCAGGGUGGACGUCAAGCAGGAAAUUGGCCUCGCUUCCAAGUCUCAGCUACAAAAGAUGUACACUCGCUUUUAUCCUGACCAGGUCCCUUCUUGGGCAGAGGAGUUCGCUGAUAAAGUAAUGAGAUUGGAACAGGGAAGAAGCAUUGCGCAAAUACAGGGACAUUUUAUGCUAUUUAAAAACGACCCAUUCGGCGCCAUAGAAAAUACUGAAAUUCUUAGCAACUAGUUUACUUUUCUGUUUUGAAUUAAAAUGAAUCGAAAGAUCA